Molecule: messenger RNA, 975 nt
Organism: Phaeoacremonium minimum UCRPA7
Lineage: Eukaryota; Fungi; Ascomycota; Sordariomycetes; Togniniales; Togniniaceae
Exons: 1
Coding region: 1-975 (324 amino acids)
Source: RefSeq, a predicted model, not a curated record
AUGAUAGCUGCAAUGAUCCGGAAGCCGCUGCCCGAGAAACAGAGGCAGAGCCAGGGGGUGGGGAACAACUACGCUUUCGAGGUCGUGACUGCGUCCAGCGGUAGUGAGAAGAUCACCAAGAUCGGCUUUACCAAGGGCCCGGAAAAGAGGCGACUGUCCCGCAUCCUCUACGAGUGCCAACACCAGAAAAUCGAACAUGAAGAGGACCCUGAACAUGUCCCUAUCCGCCUGUAUGACAAGGCGGAGAAGCUCGCCCUUCAGGAGCUCUCCGGCUUCCGGUAUAAGUUCAGCUGCAAUUGCAGCGUGAAAGAACACCGCGAGUACUUCACAGUCAGGUCAGAAGUUGCACGCGAGGUUGUGCGGCGCUGGCGGGAGUUCUGCAAGCAGGAGCCGUACGACGCCGAGGGAAAGCUGCGAGACUUCUGGGAACACAGAUUGAGAAGGAUGCGGCGUGGCGAGGAGUCCGAAACGAUCCACGACCAUGAAAAACGUGCCCUGCGUUGGGAAGCCUUCGUGAACCCGACAGACCUCGAGAAGAUAUGGUUUGAAUUUACCCAAGGCUUCGACAAGUUCUGGGGAUGGAGAUGGCAGGGGGUUGCCUUCAUCGAGUGCUGCAUGAUAGUAGUACUCAGCUUCCCUUCCUUCAGGGCUGUUCUCUUCUUCUUUGGAGUGGUUUCAUUGAUCCUUGCUGAGCUGCUCGGGUUUGAAUUGCCAUUAACUGUGCAAGUCGUGCAGGAUAAUUUUGCCAAAUUUCAACAACUUUCUCGAUCUCCAUCGCUCACCAUAUCUGAGAUGGACAAGCAAAAUGCGGAUUCGCCAACAAGAGAGAUACAAGCUGGGUCAAAAUCGGAGGACAAGGAACUGAUUCCUGGCAUAAAUAGAUUGGAAGAUCACGACAGUGCAUUGAUGGAUGACGAGAGUGACCGUGAGGAGAAGUCUGAGCUUUCUGUUAUAGUGAUACCUGAUGAUGAGUGA